GAAAAAGUCCCAAGAACUGAUCAAAACAUUGUCCGGUUGCCCGUCUUCCGAGUUUUAGCGUCAGUGCCGUAAAAUGAGCUGGGAAGAGAAGGCCGCCGCCGCCGGCGUGUUGGUGGAGCUUCCUCUGGGCGACGCCGCGUCAAAUUUCAGUCUAGAAAAAGCGGUGUGCAGCCACGGCUUAUUCAUGAUGGCGCCCAACCGCUGGGACCCACACUCGAAAACCCUCAGGCGGCCACUUCGCCUUAAUCCCGACGGUGACGAAACCUCGCUUAUGGUUCACAUUUCUCACCCCACUCACUCGGCUGAUGCACUCCACCUCCGUGUUUUCGGCACGCACGCUCUAUCGCCUCAGCAGCAGCAAUCGCUGCUGAGUCAAGUGAGAAGAAUGCUGAGAUUAUCAGAGGCAGAAAAUAGGAGGAUGAAUGAGUUCCAUGAAUUGCAUAAGGAAGCAAAAGGGAGGGGGUUUGGAAGAGUGUUUCGGUCCCCUACAUUGUUUGAGGACAUGGUCAAGUGUAUUCUUUUAUGCAAUUGCCAGUGGUCGAGGACUUUGAGCAUGGCUCAAGCACUUUGCGAGCUUCAGUUGGAAUUGCAACAUCCUUUAUCCAGUGCAGCAAAUGCGAUGGCCGAAAAUGGAACUAUUUCGAGCUGUCAAACCACUGAAAUGAAACAUUUUGUUCCAAAAACACCUGCAGUAAAGGAAUCAAAGAGAAGGCUUGGAGUUCGUAAAUGUUCAAUAAAUUUAGAAAGCGGAUAUGCAGACAUAUUAGCAGUGGAAGCGGCUGAAAGAAAAACCAGUAGUGCUGAAAUAUCAGAGUGCUCCCAGGAAACGGGGAAACUAACUCCAACCUUCACAUCACCAGAUGUUAAGGACUUCCUUCAGAAAAGUGAUUCUUGGCAGACUUCUACCAGUGAUCUUCUGCCUCUAGAAGGGCCUGAAGGUAAACCUGAUUCAAGUUUUGUUCCUGUUCUUCAGACUUUAGUAGAGACAGAAGGUUAUGCCGGUACUGCGAUUGGGAAUUUUCCAAGCCCAAGAGAAUUAGCUGGGCUUGAUGUGAAAUUUUUGGCGCGGCGCUGCAGUCUUGGCUAUAGAGCAGCUCGUGUAAUAAAUCUUGCUCAACAAGUUAUAGAAGGCAGAAUCCCAUUGACGGAGCUUGAAUAUGCGUGUGAUACACUAAACUUAUCCAAGUAUGAUAAGCUAGCCGAGAAGUUGAGAGCAAUUGAUGGAUUUGGACCUUUCACAUGUGCUAAUGUGCUGAUGUGCAUGGGCUUUUACCACGUCGUUCCAACAGAUUCAGAAACUAUCAGGCAUCUGAAACAGGUUCAUGCAAAAAGCUCCACGAUUCAAACAGUUCAGGGGGAUGUUGAAAAGAUUUAUGGGAAAUAUGCACCGUUUCAGUUCCUGGCUUACUGGUCAGAAAUAUGGCACUUCUACGAGGAAUGGUUUGGAAACCUAAGCGAAAUGCACCAUUCUAGUUAUAAACUCAUCACUGCUGCAAAUAUGAGACCGAAAACAAAUAGAAGUAAGAGGAUGAAAUUGUCGCCAAAAGACAUGAAUGAUGGUUGUACUAAAGGAAUAGAGGCAUGAGUGUUGCUCUUGGCUAGUUGUGUGUCUAUCAGGUGUAAUUGCUGCUUCUGCUUCUGCUUCUGCGUGUUUGCAGUUCCAGCCAUUACACAUAUUUAUCUUCAUAUGAUCUUUCAAAUCAGAUUCCUGCACCACGCCUUUUACUUUCUAUAGAACUAUUGAUGGCGCAUUGUAAGUUCCCAAAAUGAUCUUCAUGAGUGUGCAGGUAUUCCGGUCAUCACAUCAGUUGUUUAUUAUGCAUGCUCCUCCAGAUGUAAUUUCUGAUUCAAAAUUAAGCCGAGUAAAGCAGGAUGUAUGUUAGCUGUUAUCA
Sesamum indicum (sesame) is the source of this 1892-nucleotide messenger RNA. RefSeq lists its product as uncharacterized. Gene Ontology annotation, molecular function: 8-oxo-7,8-dihydroguanine DNA N-glycosylase activity. Gene Ontology annotation, cellular component: nucleus. Lineage: Eukaryota; Viridiplantae; Streptophyta; Magnoliopsida; Lamiales; Pedaliaceae. Gene Ontology annotation, biological process: base-excision repair, AP site formation; DNA repair. The record is from RefSeq and is a predicted model, not a curated record.